Oppiella nova is the source of this 3855-nucleotide messenger RNA. Lineage: Eukaryota; Metazoa; Arthropoda; Arachnida; Sarcoptiformes; Oppiidae. The record is from the annotation of a GenBank genome assembly.
AUGGUCAGGAAACUGAUGAAAGCCGUUAGCGGCCCGCCGAUACUAAGGCCGCUGGCAUACCUGCCAGUCGAAACGCGGCGGGAGACGCGGUUUCAUACCUACGGGUUGGCGGGAGUGGUACAGCACCGGCACUGCCUGUGCGCCUACGAACACGACCGGCCACUCAUUGAGACCAUAGACAAGGCGGCCGUCGAAAUGUGCGACACCAGCGAUGAGUACGUGCGGGUCUAUAGGGGACAAGUGAUGCACCCCAUCGUAGGCCUCACCAUCAAAGGCUCAACAGAAGAGGUGUCGAUCGACGAAGAGGUGAGCUUUGAGGUCAGUGUCGGCGGCGGCGAAGAAGUGGAGUAUUCACUGGACUUCGGCGACGGAACCGAUCCCACGGAAUGGAGCGCUGACCUCACAUCGAAGCACAAGUACUUCGUUCCCGGACUCUAUAUGGUGGCGGUGUUGGCCCGACAGCCUCAACACCUCAAUAGACGGGUGAUGUCCGAAGUGACGUACGUUAGAGUGACCGCCGAAUUGGUCAAUGAGAACAUACACUUCAAGUGCCCCAAAGUCGUCGAACCGGGAGAUCCGGCCCUCUGUAACCUCACCGUCAAUGCCGGGCAACAGAUGGAGAUGACUGUCGACUUCGGUGAUGGCUCGCCGGCGCUUCCCAUACCUCUGCCCGACGUACCGGUGCGGGCACUGGGCGUAAAUGUACCGCAAUAUAAGAACUCAAAGGUCACGUAUGGAACCGCUUUGAAAGCCGAAGAAUUGCUUAUAAUUCCUUUGGAUGAAAAGUCAUUGGAUUCUUCGGCAGCCAUUCAGGCACUGGAAGGCUAUGGGGCGGCCCCGGGAAAUAUGCAAGUGUUUAUCUUACGGAAGGUAUGUCCGGAAGGGGCCGAAUGCAGCGGACACGGCAUCACAUGCUUCGAGCCGUCGGCCCUUUGCGUACUAAACAAGGGCUGUUCGGACAGUUGUCAUCCCUUCCCACCCCAAAAGACCUCCUAUUCCAUAGUCAAGACAUUCACACUAACCAUAACUGAGGGCCACUUCUACCUGAAGUCGAGUUCAUCGUUCCGGAUGACGGCCGGGGAUGUGUUAGCUAUCCGUAGCGACGGCGCACAGUUAGCGUACCGGCCGGUUAAGAGUGGCGAGACUCCCGACUACAUCACCGAACACUCGGGCGACGGACCCAUCUCUUCGGACAACUUCCGCGAAGUCAAAGAAGUCAAACAUUUCAUCCGAGCCAUAGUUAGCGAACCGUUAGCACUGACCGUCCCUCACGAGUACGUGGACAGCGGGCACUAUGGCAUCAAACUGUCCGUUAAGAACCGAUGGACACCCAAAGACAUCACUCGCGAGAGCUCUAUCAACAUCCAGAGUACUAUCUCGAAGAUGAGACUUACGGUGAACCCACCGGACGCGUCGGUCGACCAGAGGGUAGACAUCACUAUUCAGUUGAAUAAGGGCUCAAAUAUUAAGGUGUUGUGGGAUUUCGGUGACGGAACGGUAGUCACAGAUCAGAUACCCGACAUCAAAUCGAGUCAAAGAUUUAUGAAGAGCUAUAAGUAUAGUCAGCCGGGUGUGUAUGACAUACGAGUAAAGGCUGAGAAUCUUCAGGGAGAGACAUCCACUCAUCACCAGCUGAUCGCUGAACACCCGGUCCACAAGAAUUGGAAAAUUGUGUCCAAUUCACCACAACUGUUGCCUGGAUAUGUGGACAUCAACUUCACAUAUCCUAUCGAUAAGAUAUUGCCCACCAAUGCUUCCACUAUCAUAGACUUCGGUGAUGGGAAGCGCGAGGUAUGGCCGGUGCCCGACACCGAGUGGGAGGGACUACAUGUGGUGCAACAUGAGUACGAAAAGCCCGGCAAAUACAACCGCGAGGUAUGGCCGGUGCCCGACACCGAGUGGGAGGGACUACAUGUGGUGCAACAUGAGUACGAAAAGCCCGGCAAAUACAACGUUAAAGUGAACAUGUCCAACAUUGUCUCGAAACAGAUCCGCAGAUUUCAGGUGGAUGUCUUGAGACGUAUCACUGGUCUGAAAACUGUGGCUAAGUAUCUGAAUCCGGACAGGGGUUAUGUGGGAGGCAUCGGUCAAAACGCCGAUUACUUCCCGAUUGACAGACAAAUCAACUUUACUUUCGCCACAAAAACAGGUGAUAUUGAGUACUAUGUCAUCGAAAUGAAUGGUCAGCCACUGAAGAACUCCACAGACAAUGUCACUUCGUUUAUAACUCAUGAGCCUGGAUUCUAUAACUUCACAUUCUAUGGCUAUAAUGCCAUUCAAAAGUCCAAUGCUUCCACUAUCAUAGACUUCGGUGAUGGGAAGCGCGAGGUAUGGCCGGUGCCCGACACCGAGUGGGAGGGACUACAUGUGGUGCAACAUGAGUACGAAAAGCCCGGCAAAUACAACGUUAAGGUCAACAUGUCCAACAUUGUCUCGAAACAGAUCCGCAGAUUUCAGGUGGAUGUCUUGAGACGUAUCACUGGUCUGAAAACUGUGGCUAAGUAUCUGAAUCCCGACAGGGGUUAUGUGGGAGGCAUCGGUCAAAACGCCGAUUACUUCCCGAUUGACAGACAAAUCAACUUUACAUUCGCCACAAAAACAGGUGAUAUUGAGUACUAUGUCAUCGAAAUGAAUGGUCAGCCACUGAAGAACUCCACAGACAAUGUCACUUCGUUUAUGACUCAUGAGCCUGGAUUCUAUAACUUCACAUUCUAUGGCUAUAAUGCCAUUCAAAAGAAGUCUAAAUCAUAUAGUCUUCCGAUAUAUCUGUUGGAACCGAUCGAAGGCCUGGAGGUCUACGACGUGUCCAACGAUACGGUAGAGCCGGAGAUCAAACGAUUUGUGGUUGAGUUCAACAAAAUGGGCACAAAUUCCUGUCUAAUCGUCGAUUACGGCCAAAACAAAGCUGAGAUCGAGGCGUUCGGCGACUCCCGGAGCUGUCGGCUGACGUUCCCCGACGUGAAGUACACUUUGAUGGGAAACCUAACGAAUCCAUUGGAGAUAUCGAAACAGUAUGAGAAGCCUAAGGACUAUCGACUGAAGUUUUCAGUGGCCAAUCAGAUAUCAAGCGCUGCCCGGGAUUAUGAGAAGCCUAAGGACUAUCGACUGAAGUUUUCAGUGGCCAAUCAGAUAUCAAGCGCUGCCCGGGAUGUGUCGGUCACUGUCAUCGAGAUCGAUUGCAAGCCUCCGCUCCUAAGUAUCCGAAACCGAGUGACGAAUUGGCGGAAAGGCAUUGAGUUCUGGAAGUCAAAGCCCAUCCAACUCUUCUCCAAGACCAUAGUCGACUGCAACGCCACGACAGUCGUCACCCGCGUGUGGGACGCCUAUAGGCUGGAGGAGGAGAACGGGACGGUAGCCGAACGGGUCGACCUGUCCGAGCUGGACUCGUACCGCAAGAGUUUUCUAUAUGUGCCGCCGUUUUUUCUACCGGACGGGUACUACAAGUUCCAGUACUCCAUUAACAUGACCAGCCCUGAGCCACACCCACUUCUACCGUUUUACGCGUCGGCCUAUACUUUCGUUAAAGUGGUUCGCAGUCCUAUCGCCGCACAGUUAGCCGAAGGGGCGCAGUCACGUGUCAUCAGGGGAUGGGGUCAGAGGAUCCGUUUCGCACCGGGAGAGUACUCUAGAGAUCCCGACGAUGAGAAUAACAAGAACUUUGAAAUUAAAUGGUUCUGCAGACGAGUACCCGAUGAGUACAUCAACGCUAACCUACCGGACGAGAGACAAAAUUUCUCGGAACCACUGUAUGAUCGCACCGGUAUUGACGAAGAAUGGGACGACAGCGACGGCGGCGGCUGUUUUGGCGGCGGACCCGGUAUAUCGAGAGCACCGGACUUAGUCUUCAGCGGAUAA